Gadus morhua (Atlantic cod) is the source of this 5058-nucleotide messenger RNA. Its product is annotated as adapter molecule crk. Gene Ontology annotation, molecular function: receptor tyrosine kinase binding; signaling adaptor activity. Gene Ontology annotation, biological process: cell migration; enzyme-linked receptor protein signaling pathway. The coding region runs from base 354 to 1286 and encodes 310 amino acids. Lineage: Eukaryota; Metazoa; Chordata; Actinopteri; Gadiformes; Gadidae. Gene Ontology annotation, cellular component: cytoplasm. The record is from RefSeq and is a predicted model, not a curated record. The transcript has 3 exons.
AAAGACCAGGCAUCACAUCCGGUAGUUGAGGUCAACUUUCCCACCAGAUCCGCCAUUUCAGCCCGAGUUUGCUUUGCAAGUUACUUUUAAAUUCUUACAAUUUUCCUCAAAGUCAAACAAGUGUGCGUUUUCUGUCGUGCCGUAGCAUAUAUUUGAACUAACGGCGCCUCGACAUUUGUUGUAGAAGUUGGCCAUAGUGUCUUAUCUACAGCGGUUUUUUUUUUGCGAGUGUAGCGCUACCGAUGCUGGGCUUUUUCCACGAGCGUGUCGCACGGUAAACCAAAGUUUUUGUAUGAGUUGCCAAUAGUGGAGGUGAACGGGAAGGCCUCGAGCCUAGGAUUCGAUUAUUAGCCAUGGCCGGUAAUUUUGACGCUGAAGACCGUGCUAGCUGGUACUGGGGGAGGUUAAGUCGUCAAGAAGCGGUUUCCCUUCUGCAGGGACAGAGACAUGGCGUGUUCCUGGUCAGGGACUCGAUCACCAGCCCCGGCGACUACGUGCUGUCUGUCUCGGAGAACUCCAAAGUGUCUCAUUAUAUCAUCAAUAGCAUCAGUAACAACCGGCAAUCGGGACCAGGUCUCAUACCCCCUCGGUUUCGCAUCGGGGACCAGGAGUUUGAGGCGCUGCCAGCCCUGCUGGAGUUCUACAAGAUCCACUACCUGGACACCACCACGCUCAUAGAGCCCGUGAGUAGGUCCAAGCACGCCAGCUUCAUCAGCACCUCCAGUGCCCCUGGGCCCUUACAGCCAGACGAGGUGGAGUUCGUCCGGGCGCUCUUCGACUUCCCCGGCAACGACGACGAGGACCUCCCGUUCCGCAAGGGCGACGUGCUGCGCGUGCUGGAGAAGCCCGAGGACCAGUGGUGGAACGCCUCCAACCAGGAGGGCCGCAGCGGCAUGAUCCCUGUGCCCUACGUGGAGAAGUUCCGCCCGGCCUCGCCCGGCGCCGCCGGAGGGCCUCAGGCCAGCGGGGCCUGCGGCGGGGGCGCCGGGGCCCCGGACGCACCAGGGCCACCGUUGGAGGCGCCCGGCCAGUACGCACAGCCAGUGGUCAGCAACGCCCAGCUGCCCAACCUGCAGAACGGGCCCGUCUUCGCCCGGGCCAUCCAGAAGAGGGUGCCGAACGCGUACGACAAGACAGCGCUCGCUUUGGAGGUGGGCGAUAGAGUUGAGGUGACCAAGAUUAACGUGAACGGCCAGUGGGAAGGCGAGUGCAAGGGCAAGCGUGGCCACUUCCCCUUCACACACGUGCGCUUGUUGGUACCGCAGCAACCGGAAGACGAGAGCUGAGAGAGGAGAACCCGGCACACGUCUCUCUCACUCUCACUCUCACUCUCUCUCUCGCUCACUUUCUGUCAUCGCACACCCACCAAUAAGACCCGUUCCCCGUUCCCUCUCACCACUACCAAACACAACCACAUACGCGCACGCGCUCUGAAGAGCUCACCGAAUACAGACUGUGUUCGUGUCUUCUCAGUGGGCUGGACUCUUACUGCCUAGAAAGCCAAAUGAGUGCAGCGUUGUCUCACAUCAUUGUUUAUUUGAAUGAAAACAUACACGGAUGGAAGAUUGACGCAACCAGUACAAAACACUAGAUUCCACACAGAAUCCUAACUCAUUGUUUGCACGUUGCUAGACUGUAUAGGUCUUUGUGAGAAGCUGUGCUACAUGUGCAAGAUACUUUAACCCAAGAGGCGCCCUCUCGUGGAGCUGAAUUAUGUUGUGCCUGCGGCUUCAGCCUCUGCACGGUAAAGACUUCACUGGGAUGUACACAAACACACACACACACACCCACACACUACAAACAACCAAGUACCAUUUUUCAGACAAAAUGGGAAAUGUGAUGAUAACAACUGACCAUAUACAUGUGUAAUCAAAAAGAUUUUAUGCUCAAUACUGUAAACUGUUAUUUCUUCCAUAUUUAAUUGUUUUCCCAGUUAUUACAGACUGUCCAUUAUAUUUUUAUUCCCAAACACUAUUGGAUGGCAACUCAGAUGGUCAAUGAAAAAAGCUAUGCAGCAGUUGACAAGUGUAAGAAACUAGGGAAUGAAUCUUUAAAAUGAGCAAGUCAUUUUUUAAUUGCCCUUGUAGGGGCAAUGUGAUGUGAUUCAUCAAUGCUGCUUAUAAGCAAGUUUGGACGAUGCCUGGACAUGUGUGUGUGUGUGUGCGUGAACAUGUGUGUGUGCAAUGUAUGUGAAUAUGUUGUAAUGUUGUUAGUAAGAUACUUGUAGGAGCUCAAUAACAUUUUAGCACACCCUACACACUACCAAGUAACUGACCGCUGAAAGUGACCACUGUGUGCACCUACUUUAUAUCCAUCUUUAAUAUUAUAAAUAGGGCUGGGUAUCGUGGCCAAUUUCCUAAAUCGAUUCGAUUUCGAUUCAAAAAGUUCGGAAUCGAUUAUUCACGAUUCGAUUCAAUCUGCUCUUACAUAAUGAACUGUGUUACAAAUUAGAAAUAUACUUUAUUUUUUCUCUUCAUCUUAAACAACAGGUUUUAAGUGCAAACUUGUAAAUUGGACAGUUUAAACUUGAGCUGUAAACAAAACUGUCUCAAGUCUCAAAAGUGCAAUUUUGAAAUUAGAAAGGAAUUGCAAGUGAAAGUGUACUUGAACUACAACAUUCCAUCACUGCAAAUUGCAUUAAGGCGUUGUUUAUUAAAGGGCAAAAAUAAUAUUAAUGGUAACAAAACUAAAAAAAACUAUAAAAAAAUAAAUCGAUCUCAUGCCUAAUGAAUCGAUAUUGAAAAAUGUAAAUGAAAUUGAUCCAAAAUUGAUUAAAUCGAUUUUUUUUUCUACCCAGCCCUAAUUAUAAAGGCUUGCUUUUGCUAUUAUAUUGGAAUGGAACAGCGUUGCGGAAAAGUGAAAUUGGAUACCUGAUUCUAGAAUACUUUGUUGCAAUCAAAAUGCGGCGUUAUACUUCUGUAUAACACAAUUUUUUUUACUUAAUAAAUGUUUUUGUUUUUUUAAAGGUUAAUUGGAAUGUACGACAUUAUCUCUGCCAAGCCACUACUCUUUCCUGUUGUGUUCUCAUUCUCUGGCCCUGCUAUUGAAGAAGACCUAUAAAUACCGACAGCUGUGCCGCGGUGCCAUAUUCCUCUAUUCGGAUAUUGGUCCCAUAGUUGGAGAUUGAAAUAUUGAGAAAUUUAGCUAGUUGCCCGUGGGAGGUAUGCUGGCUGUUUGUAUGUCGAUCACUGGGGAGGAUUGCCAGAACUUUGUUGUUGUUCGUGUAAUUAUUUGAGUCCUCUCUACCUCAUGUUUGGUUUUGUAAGAGAAGAUGACUUCUGAAUAUGAUAUUAACACGCCUGGACGUUGAUACUCAGUCCAUCAGUAUUUUUAUUUUAUUUUUUACAAUGCUUUCUUUUUAUUAUUUUUUGGAGAAAUAUUAUUUUACGCUAAUAUGCCCCCAUAUACUCGUAUGCCGUGAAUCAUGCAGGUUUUUAUGACAGUUUUGCAUUCUUGUUUGCAACUUCAGAGGAGAAAGUGCCCCAUGCACAGUUUUCUGAGUUUACAAUAUUUGACACUUUUAUAUCCCAUCUUCAUCUAAUUUCACCAUAGAUCAAUAGAGCUGGGUACAAAGACCUGAGUCAGACGUCAACUGUCUCGCAGUCCUACCGUUUACUUUGCUUAUUUCUUGUAACUUUUCGAAAGUAGUUCAGCGGGAUUGUAGUCUUGCUGGGAUAGAAAGGUUUUAGUCAAUGUCUUCACCAUUUACUCAAUGAGCCAUUCUGGAUUUUUUUCAGCACCCAUGUUUUCUCAUCUAUAUGGCAUUUCAUCUUGAAUCACAUGAUUUAUGAAAAAUAUUCAAUGUGGAUCAUACUGCCCCAUGAUAAUAAUUUAAUUUAGCUGUUGGCUACCAUCUUAAUGUCACAACCGGAGCAGUUCGUAGACAAGAUAUAAAAAAAUAUAUAUAUAUAUUGGACGUACAGUUUUUGGUGGGCUUGGUCUCUUAACAACAUUGAUAGUGAAAUGUAAGAACAAUAUGUACACUCUAGGAAGAAAUACCGCAUGAGGUGAUGCUCAGGGCUGACAUAUCUAAUUCUAACCAUUUGAUAAAAGGAAAGCCCGAAAUACUUUACUAUUACGACGCUGAUUAAAUUACCCAUGGUGAAUGCUAUGCCCCAAUGUUCUUCAUCAUUGUCUGCAUACAGAAAAGCAGAUCACUUGGUUUGGUGCCAUAGAUUUGAGAAAUAUUGAACAUAUCCUAAAAAGAAAAUCAAAUAUCACCUUACAUGGCCAUUCAUGGAUACCCAUUACAUUGCUAUAUACACAUGAGUAUUAUCCUUUUAAAAAGAAAGAUGUUUUUGCAACAUUGAGAGAAAUCACUAACAUUGAAUUAGCAUAUUCAAAAGCACAUCAACAUGUGACCUUUUGCCCAUUUUUUUUAGAUUUUGCUUUAUUAAUCAUGCAAUGACAAUGCUUGCACAGAUUUGUGAAAAACCCACAACUUAAAUGUGAUAGACACUACCAAUGGUUUUGCAUUGCUUGAAAUCCCCUUGAUAGGUGGAGGAGUGUAAACAAGUCUUUCUCCCAAAUAGAAAAACAUGAGCAUCGCAUUAGUUUGUGUUCAUAGUUAUACGCAUUUUUGUAUUGUGUUGCCCGUUAGUAUUUCAAUUAUUCUUCAAUUAAAUUCAUUAUUUUUCUGAAAAUGUUGUCACGAGAACUAACUGGCACCAAACUCCCUCCACCUAUUACCUCUUAGAGAGGACCAGUGCCCCAUUUCAAACCACAGACACUAUUUGGACCUAUUUGGAAGUGUGUGUUAUAUACUAGAAGUGAGUUGAUGAUUGACCAAUGAUUUGCUUUUGAAAUUAUUCUAAAGAAGUGUAUUUUCAAGGUAAUGCCAUUCAGUAACAAUAUGCACCUUAAUUCUGUUUUGUCCCAGGAAAAAAAGUGCCAUGCCAAAUGUGUUCUGUUCCAUGUUUUUCUUUUGUCAUUUCCAUAAUUUUUUUUCCUUUAGUGGCAUUCGUCCCUAGUUUUACCUACAACUUUUGCAUUUUAUUUUUCUGUAGCAUGUAAUGUAUUAAAAUACCUAGUCAAUAAAAUACUACCAAUUUGUCAGUA